AUGGAGAGAAACAGAGCAGAAGAAGAAGAAGAAGAAGAAGAAGAAGAAGAAGAAGAAGAAGAAGAAGAAGAAGAGUCUGAACAUCAGGAGGAAACUUCGGUGAAAUUCUCCCGCAGGAUGAGUGAAAUGCUCCUGACGCUGAAGUGGUGGAAUUUCAUCGCUUGUGUUUCAGUGUUGUCCAGCGUUGGAGCCCUCGAGGUCGCCAUCCCACAGAAGGAAUAUGAGUUUGCCAGAGGGGACAACAUCACACUGCCCUGCAGCUUUAAAUCCAAGCUUGCUACCCCCCCACUAGUCAUUAUCACAUGGUCAGCUGAGGCUCCUACUGCUGACGCUAAGCAGACCCUGAUCCUCAGCUACUACUCUAAUACUAAACAGACAGACAUCAAGUCAAUGUACGAAGGCCGAGUGUCUCUGGACGUAGACACUCGUAAUGGAAGGGCCAACCUAAAACUGUCCGCCAUCACGUUGGCAGACAACAAAGUGUUUGAGUGUCGUGUCUUGAUCCCAACUGAUGAUGAGGGCAAACCAGCAGCCACUGUACGUUUGGUGGUCCUAGUGGCCCCGUCAACACCCAUCUGUAAGCUCCAGGGAAAGGCAGAGUACGGCCAGAACAUCAACCUGACCUGUUUGUCCGCGGAGGGCUCCCCAGCGCCCACGUACAAGUGGGAGAGUACGGACGUACGCAGCAUGCCACGUGCUGCCCCGCACCCCAGAACCACGGAUAAGGGUGGUAUCCUGUCAAUGUACGAUAUCACCAAAGACACGUCUGGAUACUUCACCUGCACCUCGAGCAACAAGAUCCACUCUGCUAAGUGCAACAUCACUCUUGCAGUCAUGCCACCUUCCGUGACCUUUGGUUCCACUGCAAUAAUAGCCAUCGCUGUAUCUGUCGUUGCCUUGAUCGCCCUCAUCGUCAUAGUCUAUUGCUGCUGCCGCAAGGAUAACGAUGAACACGCCGCCGCGAUGAUGACGACCGUUACCAUGAGAAGAACCAUGAUCGACCACCCGUGCCAAAUAAUAAACCACUGAGGAAGGAUUAUGACGACUAAGUACUCCAGUCUGAACCAACGCCUGUCUUCUAUCUUCCACUUCACACUUCACGCUGUGAUCUAAUUGGUUCAAACCACGUUUUGACUCAGUAGACCUAUAGCUAUGACAUAAUUAGCUCAAAAAAUGGCAACAUGUAUAGGCUACUAGACUUAAACAUGAUCUGUUAUCACAUGUUUGAGAGGUGGUAAAGUUUAAGUUUUGGGGGGGGGGGGGGUAAUUUCUGUAAUGUAAAAUAGAUGUGACUGGAAGCAAGCGACUCGGAGGAUCAGUUGGGGAAGGGCAGGAAAUGAAAACUGUGUCCAAAAAACCUGUCUAAUUCACAUGAAGUGUGUGUGUGUGGGGGGGGGGGGGGGUCACAGUUACAAUCCCAUUUUAGGCUACAUCCAUACUACUACGUUUUCGUUUGAGAUCAAUCGAGUCCAGUGUAUGCGAGUUGUUAGGUGAUAUGCAUUUCCAGGCACGUCGGUAUUGACGGGAAAGACGAGGUUGUAUGGAUGAAGGCUUAGUUAAGGUACACAAAUUUCACAGACCCCCCCAGGACCAAAUGAUUUUUAUACUGUGUGUGUGUGUGUGUGUGUGUGUGUGUGUGUAUUUGUGUAUUUGUGUGUGUGUGUGUGUGUGUGUGUGUGUGUGUGUGUGUGUGUGUGUGUGUGUGUGUUUACCGCAGCUCAGUCCGGUUUGGUCACAUUCUGAAGUGGAGACACGCUGUGAGACAAAGAUUCUGCCUGAUGUGUCGAGGAGACUUGUGUAAUUCAGGAAUUAUGUGGAAUUUUAGCUUUCAACUUGAUAUGUUGACACACAAAUGAAUGCAUGGCAUUACGACUGUGUGUGUGUGGUUGUCAUGAUUAAGACUGGCCUCUGCUGUUGGGUGUAGUGGUGGUUUCAUUUUCUUUUUUAUCUAAGGAAGCUACCGUCACGCCCAAGAAAAGGGCUUUGGUUUUGAGUUGUUCUUUAUGCUUUUACUAGAAUUACUUUUUUAAUGCAGAAAAUAGCCGUCUCCUUCAUUCAAUGGAGUGCUUUUAAAUAUCUUUCUUUUUUUUAAUGACAUAAUAGAAACUAGAGCUCGAAUUAAAUUUGAAUGUAAAUAAAAAUCAAGAUUUUUAACAUGUCUUCAAAAUGUGCCUGUUGGUGUGAGGCAUUGUUUCAGUAAAGUACAGUUAAGUUGUGUGAUGGGAGCAAUGGUUUCUAUUCUUUAAAUCCACCGUGGUAAUAGCAAGUGCUUUUUAUAAAAAUUUCAGGGUUAUGGUCUCGACAACUGCUCGACCCAAAUCCUUCACUGACGACACUCCACGCCCAUGUGUCCUGAGAAAUAUAUAUAUACACAUAUUUCUAUUUUCUGUAUUUGUGAUACGGCGAGUUGUGUACAUUUUAAAUAAAAAUAAAG
This is a messenger RNA of Pleuronectes platessa (European plaice), 2434 nucleotides long. Its product is annotated as cell surface A33 antigen. Gene Ontology annotation, cellular component: plasma membrane. The record is from RefSeq and is a predicted model, not a curated record. Lineage: Eukaryota; Metazoa; Chordata; Actinopteri; Pleuronectiformes; Pleuronectidae. Bases 1 to 1029 code for a protein of 342 amino acids. The transcript has 6 exons.